AGAUAUCCAAGUGUAACAACUUGACAGACUAAAAAAACAUCAAAAAUAAAUAAAAAAAAUUUAUGAUAAAAGUGUUAAACGCCAUUUGGUGAUGUUGAUGUAAUCUGAAAUAAAAAAGAAAUUUUUAAAUAAUGUUUUCAUCAGUAAAACUGUCACUGACAUCAAAAUUAAUUUCGAAUAUUAAAUUAAAAUUGAAUCCAAUGAAUAUAAUUAAAAUGAACAGCUCAUCAAUGUCACCUGACACAAUGAAGGAAAAUAAAAUAAAUGUAAAUGGAAUUGAUAUUAAUUACAUCAAAACAGGAUCAGGCAGUCAUCCAGUUUUGCUGCUUCCUGGUGCACUUGGCUCAUCAUUGACAGACUUCAAGCCACAAUUACAAGGCCUAGAUAAAAAAAAUUUAACAAUAAUUGCUUGGGAUCCACCUGGUUAUGGCAAAUCAAUACCACCAAGUAGAAAAUUUGGUGAUGAUUUUUUUUAUAAAGAUGCUAUUAAUGCAAAUGAUUUAAUGAAAAAACUUGGAUAUAAUAAUUAUUCACUGGUUGGAUGGAGUGAUGGUGGAAUAACUGGAUUAAUAAUUGCUGCUAGUAAUCGAAAUUCUAUUAAAAAAUUGGUAGUAUUUGGUGCCAACUCGUAUAUUUUACCUCAAGAAGUCAAAAUUUAUGAAAGCAUAAGAAAUAUUAAUUCAUGGUCAGAAAGAAUGAAGGCACCAAUGAUAGCCAUGUAUGGAGAAGAUUAUUUUAGAAAAACUUGGUCAUUGUGGGUUGAUGCUAUGAUUAAUAUAUAUAAAAAAAAUAAUGGUGAUAUUUGUCGUAAUUUGAUCAAUAAAAUUACUUGUCCUACGCUAAUUGUUCAUGGCAAUAAAGACGUCAUGGUUGAUCCAGAACAUCCGGUUUACCUACACAACUGCAUUUCCAAUUCAAAGCUGAAAUAUUUUGAAAAAGGAGCUCAUAAUCUUCAUUUAAAAUAUCACGAAGAAUUUAAUCAACUUGUUACAAAUUUUUUACUUGAAAAUUAAUUUUUCUUUUUAUUAUUAACAAUGGUUAUUGUUAUUUAUAUUUUGAAUAUUUUAUUGACUUUUAAAUUGUUAUUAUAAUUGAAAUUUUCAAUUAUUUUAUUCCAUUUUUUAAUGAAUUUUUUUAUACAUUGCAUUUAAAAAACUAAAAAAAUUAAAUUAAUUUAAUUUUCAUUUUGUUAUUUGAACUAGUUUUUUAUUUAUUUAAUUGAGUUCAUUCAAUUUUUUUUUUUUGCAUUGUGGGUUGAUGUUUACAGCUAAUAUUGAAGUAUAAGAAAAAAGAUAUUUUAAUCUUUGUUGAAAUUUAAUUACAAAAAUUAGCUAGUAAUAAUUGUCAAUUGAAAAUUUUAAUUUAACACAAAGAUGUCAUGGUUAAUGGAGAAAAUGUUGAUCUGUUGAUCUAAAAUUCUUCUGUUGAAUAAUUUAAAUUAGCAAUUGAAUUUAUUAUAAAUAAAGAAUAACAAAAUAAUUUUUUAAAUUCAUACAAUAUUAUGUUAAAUAAAUAUUUAAAAUAUAUAUUUUUGUCUGUCAUCGAAAUCAUCCUAUUGUUUGGUAAUGAAAAAAAAUUUAAAACUAAAAAUAAAUGUAUAUUUUUAAUAAUUCACGAGGUGUGAUCAAUGAAUGACGUGGCUUGUAUGAAGAGGCUGUAUGUGGGUGAGAUGAAUAACGCAAAAUAAUAAACAUCUAUAUAUUUAAACAAAAAAAAAUUUUUGUAAAUAAUUCAAUAGGUGUGUCAUACUAUCAUUAAUUAAAAAAAAAAAAUUAUUAAAAAUUUUUUUAACAGUCAAAAAAUUUAUUUAAAAUUACAAAAUUUUAUCAUUUAAUUGAGCAACUUUUUCCAUAUUAAAAAUUAUUGUUUAACAAUUAAAAAAAAAAUAUUAAAUUUUGUUUUUUUAACACUAAAUAUAUGUAUUUUAAAAUUACUAUUUGAUUAUUUUUUUUUUUUUCGAAAAGAUGUUUCAGUUCAACAAAUUUCUACAUAGUAAAAAAAUUUUUUUUCGAAUUAAUUAUAAAUUUUUUUCUUUAUAAUUUAGCUAUUAUAUUUAUUGUAAAAUUAUUAUUUUAAAAUAGCAACAACUUGAAUGUAAUAUAGAAUAAAAAAAUUAAAAAAUUUUCAACUUUAAAAAUUAGUGGUGCUCACAUAUCGUGAAGAGUUCUAUGUGCAUGACCGGCUUGGAAGCGCCUCGUUGCAUUUUAGCUGGGUAAAGUUGAGGAUAGUAGUCACGCCCUUCCGUCUUUUUUUUUU
Molecule: messenger RNA, 2256 nt
Organism: Aphidius gifuensis
Lineage: Eukaryota; Metazoa; Arthropoda; Insecta; Hymenoptera; Braconidae
Product: valacyclovir hydrolase
Exons: 5
Coding region: 132-1013 (293 amino acids)
Source: RefSeq, a predicted model, not a curated record